AUGCCUAGUGAUCCGGAAGACGAUUAUACUCCUUGGAUCCAACAAUUCUGUGAAUUAUUCGGACAUGAUUAUUUUGUACAAGUAUCUCAAGAUUUUAUUGAAGAUGAUUUUAAUCUAACAGGAUUAUCCCUGCAAGUUCCAUUUUAUAGAGAAGCAUUAUAUACAAUCUUAGAUUAUCAAGUCGAGACAGCAGAAGAUCAUACAAAUACCACUACAACCACUACGACAACAACCAAUAAUAACAACAACAAUAGCAAUAACAACAAUAACAUAAACAACAAUAAUAAUAACAGUAAAUCCAAAUCAUCUAGCACAUCUGAAUUACCAAACAAAUCAUUACUAGCACAUCUGGCGGAAUUACUAUACGGUUUGAUACAUGCUCGAUAUAUAGUGUCUAAACAAGGACUAACGGCAAUGGCUUCAAAAUUUGAAAAAAAUGAUUUUGGUUCAUGUCCAAGAUAUUUUUGUGAUGGAAUGCAUUUAAUACCUGUUGGAUCAACUGAUAUACCGGGUCAAGAGACUGUAAGAUUAUAUUGUCCUUGUUGUAAUGAUAUAUAUAUACCUUCAAGUUCAAGAUAUUUAAAUAUAGAUGGUGCAUUUUUUGGUACUACUUUUCCUGGAUUAUUAGUAAAAAUGUUUCCUGAAAUAGAAAAUCAAUGUAGAAUUAGAAUACAGAAAUUUAGUCAGAAUGAUUUUGGAUUAAAAUUAUUUGGUUUUAAAAUAAAUGAAUUAAGUUCAACUGGUCCUAGAAUGAAAUGGUUAAGAACACAUCCUAAAACAAUUGAAGAGAAAAAAGAAUAUGAUUAUUGUGAAUAUAGUGUACCAAAACUAACGUAUUCGGAUGAUGAUGGAGAGGAAGAGGAUGAUGAUGAAGAUGAAGAUAUGGAUGAAGAUGACGAAGAAGAACUAGAAGAAGAUGAUGAUAAAACAAUGGCAAGCGAAUGA
Messenger RNA from Lodderomyces pseudojiufengensis, 945 nucleotides. RefSeq names its product casein kinase 2 regulatory subunit (gene CKB1). The transcript has a single exon. NCBI's taxonomy places the organism in Eukaryota, Fungi, Ascomycota, Pichiomycetes, Serinales, Debaryomycetaceae. Gene Ontology annotation, molecular function: protein kinase regulator activity. Gene Ontology annotation, cellular component: protein kinase CK2 complex; cytoplasm. The coding region runs from base 1 to 945 and encodes 314 amino acids. The record is from RefSeq and is a predicted model, not a curated record.